Messenger RNA from Neopsephotus bourkii (Bourke's parrot), 912 nucleotides. RefSeq names its product complexin-3-like. The transcript has 3 exons. Lineage: Eukaryota; Metazoa; Chordata; Aves; Psittaciformes; Psittacidae. Bases 378 to 839 code for a protein of 153 amino acids. Gene Ontology annotation, biological process: regulation of neurotransmitter secretion; synaptic vesicle exocytosis; neurotransmitter transport. The record is from RefSeq and is a predicted model, not a curated record. Gene Ontology annotation, cellular component: terminal bouton; SNARE complex. Gene Ontology annotation, molecular function: syntaxin binding.
GGGUUCCCAGCACAGGGCUCCAUGGUGCACAGCGAGGAGGAAGAGGAGGGGGAAGGAGGCCCUGGGGUGCUGCCCUGCAUUGGGGCCCAUGUGAUGGGAGGUCUCCUGGCUGGAUGCAGGGUGCGCUGCAGGAUGCAGGGGCUCCCACCUCCCCAGCACCCUUAUGGGGCAGCAUCCCAGCAUGUCCCCAAGCACUCUUGGGUGAGGUGAGCAGCACCUGAAGAUGUCCCCACACCAGUGCCUGUGGCUUCCCCUCCUAAUGCCUUAAUCCGCCCCUGAUCCGCGGUGCCCCUGGGCUGGUCCUGCUGACCUUGCAGGCACUGCCCCGGGCUGGGACCAGCGGCAUCGGGGGGCGCGGGCGGCCACAGCCACCACUCAUGGCCUCCUUCUUCACGGCUGCCCUGAAGAGCUUCAAGGGGGGCGAGGAGGAGGCACCCAAGGGGCCCCCCAAGGAUGCCAAGGAGGCCGCGCUGCCCAACGGCAUGAACCGCGAGGAGUUUGAGGAGUACCAGCGGCAGCUGCUGGAGGAGAAGAUUGAGCGGGACAAGGCCUUUGCACAGAGGAAGGCGGGGAGGGCCGCUGUCCGGAUGCACCUGCGGGACAAGUACCGCCUGGCCCAGGACGAGCGGGACGAUGCUCAGCUGCACGUGGCCGGCGGCGCGGUGGAGCUGCCGCAGGAGCUGGCCCCCAUGGUGCACGGUGAGGAGGAGGAGGAGGAGGAGGAGGGCAGCGCCGGGGCCUUCACCUUCCUGAGCAAGCUGCGGGACGUGGAGCUGCCGGCGCUGCGGGACCGGGCGCUGGGCAGCAUGGGCGAGGUGAAGAAGUGUGCCUUGAUGUGAUGCUGCUGCCCACCCCAGCAGUGCUGGGCCGAGGGGAUGUGCGGGCUGUGGGUGCCAUUACCUGGGGUGAGCA